GUUGCUAAUUCGUAUUCAUUUUGAAAUAAUACUACUUAAAAAUUAGACCAAAGUAUUUUCCAGCUAUUUUUCGUUGUUUCAAAAUUCCGGCAAUAGUAAAAAAAAAAAAGUUUUGAAGCUGCUAAUCAGUUGUAAAUCGCAAUGGCCCCUUCGCAGUUGUACGUGGGAGGAAUCACCCGCUCUGUGCGCGAGAGAGACGUCGAGAAGUUCUUCAAGGGCUUCGGUCGGAUCACCAACAUCAGCAUGAAGGGAAACUACGCAUUCGUGGAUUUUGAAGACCACAGAGAUGCAGAUGACGCAGUUUACGAACUGGACGGCAGAAGACUCCUUGGAGACCGUGUGCGAGUGGAGUUUGCUAAAGGCAACCCACGUGGAGGCAGGGGACGCAGCAGAAGCAGGCGACACAGCCCACCUCCUAACAGAUACGGACCACCCUUGAGGACCAAGUACCGAAUCAGAGUGGAGAAUGUGUCGACCAGAAUCAGCUGGCAGGAUCUGAAAGAUCACGCGAGAAAAUACGGAGAAGUUACCUACGCUGAGUGCCACAACAUGGAAGAACGUGUCGGAUUCAUGGAGUUUGCCACUAACGAGGACAUGAAGAGGUGUUUGGACAAGAUGGACGGAACUGAGAUGGCUGGUCGAGAAGUCAAACUGGAGGCAGUCAAGAUUAAGUCCAGGAGCAGAUCCAGGCGUCGAUCAUCUCGGUCGUCUAGCCGGUCAAAGAGUCGAAGUCGCAGAAGUAAAUCGAGCAGGUCGAAAAGCCGAUCUAAAUCGAGAAGUGGAAGUCGGGGAAAGAAACGCGACCGAAAGAGAAAGACCUCAACUGGUUCCCGAUCUAGAAGCCGAUCUGGGAAACGAGACGCCUCCAAGGAUAAAAAGAAAAAGGAGAAAUCGAAGUCCAGAAGCAAGUCUGCGUCUAAGAGUCGUUCUAGGUCUCCUAAAAAGGAAGCAGAAUCUCCUAGCAAAGACGCAGAGAAGUCAUCUCAAGAUGAUUCUGAAAAUGUCAAUGGAGAUGUGAAGGUCGAACCAGAACAGGAGGUGAAUGAUUCGAAGGACAAGGAUUCUCCUACGAAACGAAAGUCUCGAUCUCGCUCCAAGAGUCGUUCCGAGAAACGAAAGCGAAGCCGAAGCGUGGAAAAGAAGAGCAAAAAGUCGAGAAGUAAGAAGUCCCGUAGUCGAUCGAGGAAGCGUUCGACUAGUAGAUCGAAGAGGUCAAGGUCAAGAACUCCAGCGAGGAAGAGGUCCCGAAGCAGGUCACCCAAGAGAAAGUCGAAGCGUUCACGCAGCCGAAGUGCUGAGAAAAAGAAGAGAUCGAGAUCUAAGAGUGCUUCUCGCAGUCGAUCUAAGAGUGGAAGCAAAAAGCAGCGCCUGGAAGAUAGCGAUAAAAAGAAGGAGGAGAAUGAGAGCGGAACUGAAGCACCAGCAGCAGAAAACAAGUCCCCUAAAGAGCACCCUAAGUUUGACCGCAAAGGUUCCAGAUCUAGAUCCAGAAGCAUGUCGAGUGAGCCAGCGCAAGAAGAGAAUGGACACGGAGAUAAAGGAUCUGACCAGGAGUAAGAAACUGGUUAUUCAACAGACGAUCAUUUAUGAGACUUUCUUGGUUUUAACUUAUGUUUUUUUUCUGUGAUCAAAGAGUGGCAUUUCAAAUUUGUCUUACCGAUACUUAACAUGGCUCCCCUUUUGCAAAACCGAUGACUUGAUUUAUCUACCUAUCUUUUAAAUCGAAAGAUUUACGUGUUUGUUUCUUAUUACCCCCUGAUGUAAGUUUCAAGUUUAACUAAUUUACCGUUGACUCUGA
Symsagittifera roscoffensis is the source of this 1798-nucleotide messenger RNA. Its product is annotated as serine/arginine-rich splicing factor 5-like. Lineage: Eukaryota; Metazoa; Xenacoelomorpha; Acoela; Convolutidae. The transcript is spliced from 8 exons. Gene Ontology annotation, molecular function: mRNA binding. The coding region runs from base 142 to 1557 and encodes 471 amino acids. Gene Ontology annotation, cellular component: nucleus; cytoplasm. The record is from RefSeq and is a predicted model, not a curated record.